UUAAAAAAGAAAUUUAAAUGAGUAUGGAAAUCAACCAAUGGGAAGCAAAAAGUAUUGAAAGUGAGCUAGAUCGAAUAAGAUCCAAGUACCUUAUGUCUCCUUCAGAUUUUGAAAAAUAGCUCAAGCUUGAAACAUAUGAAUAUCAAUCAAACUGGGACUUUUAAGCCAGAUGGAAUGAGUAGUGAGGCAAAUACGCAAUCUCUGGAUAAGUAUGGGAAUGAAGUCAGAGAAUUUGUGAUCGAACAUCCUCCUGUAAAUCUUCAAACUAGAAGCUCUUAUUCAUUAAGUGUGACAUGAUCUAAUAAUUUUAAUACUCAUGAAAAUAAUGAGAAAGAGAAUAAUGAUUACAAUAAUAAGAUUUAUACAAAAUACCUACCCCAGUAUCAAAAAGGACCUCAGAUUAUAGUCCAUCAUGAUCUUGAGUCUGAACCAGAUAAGCUAGAGAGAAUACAGCACAAGAGAGCUCUCUCUAAGGUCCCUAGUACAGAGCUUAGCAAAACAAGGCUUGAAAAGCAACAUACAAGACAUGGUGCCAGCACCAAUAGUCUUCUGGAUGGCCUUUACAAUCGGAGUAAAGAUAAAUGAACCCAUUGCGCUAAAUAUUCAGACUUAGAUAGAGAGACAGAACUCCAGAAUAAGAAAUAGCAGAUUUGAUCAUGAAAGAUACUCGCAAUCGAGAAAUAAGUCAAGAUCUCCUUUCUUUCAUAGUGUAAAUUCUCUAGAUUCAGGAGGAAUCUGUAGGAAAAGUCAUAAAAGUGGCAAUAGUUCAAUUGAAAGGGAAAGAAUUAUGUAUGAAUCUCAACCAAAUUCAAGGCUGAACAGUAGGAAUAGAUCCUCUGUGGUUAGAAGUAAAAUAGAACCCCUUAGAAAGAGCCCAAUAUUAAUCAAUGUCAAGAAGCUAGACCAACUUAAUCCCCAUAGUUUUAGUGUAAACCAAGAUGUGUUUAAGGAAAAUGCUUUCAAAAAUAAUAUGUAUAAUAAUGGGAUGCGAAGCGCUAUAAAUAUGCCUCUCGCUCCACAUAUUGAAAGUUACUUAGAUAAAAAGCUGCAUGAGACUAAUGAAACCCCUGAGAUUGAGAAAGAAUCUUUACAUACAGAUGAAAACCAAGAAGAGCAUGAGAAACUAGACAUUACAGAUGAUGCAGCAUUGACGAAUCAUCAAAAGCGGAUUAAAUGAAUCUCUACUAAUGCAAAACUCGAGGCUAAGAAGAAAAUGAAGAGGUUUAAGAGAUCUACAGUUUGUUCAAACAGCCGAAUAUCUAUUAACUCCAAAAGGUCAAAAUCUAAGCAUUCUAAAUAAGAGGAGAUCUUGCAGUCGAAAUAACAACAGCACUAAUAGAUCUAACAAAAAGUUAAAAAAGAAUCCUAAGAAGUGAAUACCUCUAGUAAAAAGAAGUGAUAGAAAGCCUAGACUACCGCCAAAGACGACUUCUUCUAAAAUGAGGCCAAAGUUGAAGAAGUUAACUACAACUCCUCACUCAAGUAAUUUCCGUGAAACCCCAUGUGGGUCUGAAUUUCAAGAGACACUGAAGGAAUGAACCGAUUCGAAAUUUCUUGAAGUUAUCGAUAACCUCAGAGAGCUAAGACGGAAGAACUAUUUAAGUACCGAAAACCAGGUCUCGGCCUCUUCAAAGACCAGCAGAAGUAUUAAGACUGAGAUUGAAUUUGAAACAUCUGUUGUCGAACUGAUCAAUGCCUACAACAAAUGCAUGGGGAGUCUUAAGGCAUAUAACUAGUUCAACAACCAAAGGA
Moneuplotes crassus is the source of this 1752-nucleotide messenger RNA. The record is from the annotation of a GenBank genome assembly. NCBI's taxonomy places the organism in Eukaryota, Ciliophora, Spirotrichea, Euplotida, Euplotidae.